This is a messenger RNA of Calidris pugnax (ruff), 777 nucleotides long. It is a transcript of the gene CAPZA3, whose product is annotated as capping protein (actin filament) muscle Z-line, alpha 3. The record is from RefSeq and is a predicted model, not a curated record. Gene Ontology annotation, biological process: barbed-end actin filament capping; actin cytoskeleton organization. Gene Ontology annotation, molecular function: actin filament binding. NCBI's taxonomy places the organism in Eukaryota, Metazoa, Chordata, Aves, Charadriiformes, Scolopacidae. Gene Ontology annotation, cellular component: F-actin capping protein complex; actin cortical patch.
AUGGCCCCAGCCUUGGCCCCACACAGCACCGCCUCAGCUGCCGCUGUGAGUCCCCCCUCUCCUGGGGGCUUCAGCCAGGUUGUCCGAGACAUCCCUGCUCCAGUCUGAGGUAACAAGCUGGUCAGGCAGGAGGCUGCCCGCCUGGGGGCCUGUCAUAAAAUGGACACCUUCACCCCCGUCCAAAUAAACGUGCUCCUGACCCGCUACAACGACUUAGAGGGAAACUGCUUCUUUGACCCUCAGAACAAAUCAUUUGACCACCCAUGUGGGUUAACCAGCAGCGCCCAGCAGCAUGAUGUGACGCUCGGUGAAGAGGCCCUCCAUGAGGGCUUGAAGGGCUACGUGAGCUGCCACCUCCCUGUGGGCAACUGCUGCCUGUUUAAAAAAAGCCCGGGGAGGAGGCAGAUAUAUUUGGCCUGCAUUGAGCCCCGUCAGUACCACCCUUCAAAUCACUGGAACAGCCUGUGGAAGUCAAAUUAGACUUUUUUUUCCCUGGCUCCAUUCACUGCUCAAGUCACAGGGAUCCUCCAGUUACACCGCCUCAGAGAUGCCAACUUCCAUGUAACUGUCAGCAGGUCUGUGAGUGAGGCUCUGAAUGUGAUAGACCAAAGUCAGGUUUUUCCACAGAUUUUCGUGGAAUUUGUGAAAGCUGAGGGCACCAAGUUUCAUGUUGCCAUUCUGGAAAACAUUCUGGCUUUGUCAGAGGAUAUAUAGGGAAAAAGGAAACUCCCUGUUACUCACGCUUUCAUGAACUGGCAUAAACUAUGGAAUGGUUAG